This is a messenger RNA of Chanos chanos (milkfish), 2028 nucleotides long. It is a transcript of the gene pgap4, whose product is annotated as post-GPI attachment to proteins GalNAc transferase 4. Gene Ontology annotation, molecular function: glycosyltransferase activity. The coding region runs from base 233 to 1423 and encodes 396 amino acids. The transcript is spliced from 2 exons. Gene Ontology annotation, cellular component: Golgi membrane. NCBI's taxonomy places the organism in Eukaryota, Metazoa, Chordata, Actinopteri, Gonorynchiformes, Chanidae. Gene Ontology annotation, biological process: GPI anchor biosynthetic process. The record is from RefSeq and is a predicted model, not a curated record.
CGGCCAUGAAACUGCAUCAGCGAAAUGGAAGUCGUGGUUUGGAUGGUAUGUAAGCAAAGGCACAAGAUAUUCUCUGAACCCUAGAUGAAACAAUAUCUGAUAUGAGAAAAUUGGAGAAGAAUUUGACGACAUGUAAAUUUUCUUUAAAAGUGAAUCACCAAAGCCUUGUCUUCAAAGAGACGCUUAGAAAAAUAUUUGACGAAGGACGACAGAGAAACUGUUGUCUCUAAAAAUGUCUCGAUGGAGAGCCUUCGCAGGCCGGCAUUUACGAUGGUCCAGCUCGAUAACCCAAGGACUGAUUUUGUGUGUUGUAACAUUUGGCAUGAUACUUCCCCUAUGUUGUCACCAUUUACUCUAUUCAUAUUAUUUUCUGAAGUUUAUCUAUCUAGACCACAUGAGUGAGAUGGCACUGCAGGUGAGUCAUGAAAGAGGCCAAAAAGCACUAGAGUUCUGGGAGAACUUAGACACCACACAGGCCUUAGAUGUUCCUAUGGCAACCGUACAGGACAGACCUGAGCUCUUGGUCACUGUGGUUACCACCAGAAGGAAAGAGGGCUGGGAUUUUCACUAUCUCCUACAAGUGAUGCAGCAGUUAGUAUCUCUCCUCAAAAGGUGUGGGGAAAGACCCUGUGCGGAGGUAAUGGUGUGUGAUAUUGAAAGUGGACCGUUACAUAAUGAGGAUGCCUCUCUGCUGGAAAAACAGUUUUUAGUUGUGAGAAAGACAUUGGAGGAGCAGAGGGAAAGCAGAGGUUCCUUGAACAUUUUUGAGAAGGAAAAGAGGGACUAUGUUUAUUGUCUCCGGAAAGGAUGGGAAUUGAUGAGGCCUAAAAAUGUCGUGAUUCUUGAGGACGAUGCACUUCCAAGAGCAGAUUUUUUUGCUGUGAUCCAGAAUUUACUGUCUCGGAGAUUCGCCAUGGACUCUCUGUAUAUCAAGCUCUACCACCCAGAACGACUGCAGAGGUACUGGAACCCGGAGCCGUAUCGUAUCCUGGAGUGGGUGGGCCUGGGUUUUGUGGGAGCUACUGUGCUCCUCCUGACCAUCUCGUACCGCACUCCUCUUGCUUUCUCCCUUUCUGCGCCCCAUCUGCUUUUUCUAACCCUUUAUGUAAUGGCUGUGGUGGAGCUGAUUGGAAGACACUAUCUGCUGGAACUACGACGUGUUUCUCCUCAACUUUACGCAGUGUCCCCUGCCACAGAAUGCUGCACUCCUGCCAUGCUGUACCCUGGAAAUGCCUCCCUUCGAGUAGCAGAGUACCUGGACCGGGUCUCUUGUGCUAAAGGAAGUGCAAAAGACACCGUGCUCUACCACAUAGCCAGGUCAACACCAGGCGAGAGAGCUCAUAGCGUAGAACCCAAUCUGAUUACGCAUAUCGGAGCGUUCUCCUCAGUCAGGGCCAACCCAGCUCGGCCCAAGUUAAUCUGAGUAAGAGAUUCACAGCUACCAUCCUCAGGGACUCCACGUGCUGGUUUUGUGUCUCAACCUAUUUCUUUUUUCACACAGAUUUUAUGUACUGGAACACACAAGUUAACAAAUAGUGAAUUCCACAUUUUAGAGAACUGAAUGUCAUUUUUUAAAACAUUUCGGGCUCACAUAAGACUUCUAAUCAGUGAAUGUGGAAUGUAGCUAUCACACAGUACCAUAAUAACCGUCAUAAUGUCAUGACAGUCUUAUUGUCAUGUGACAUAUCACUACUGUUGCACUAUUUUACAGCUUUGUAUCACUAAAAAUAGUUUAUCACAUGUGCAGAUGAUCACUCUAAAUAUUUUCUCCAUGGUAAAUUUUAUUUAAAGGAUACACUUGUUUAGCAGUUUGGCUGUGCUAAAUAAUCACACUUGCUGUUUUGAAAUGGAAGUGAUGAUGUAGAUUAGAUAAGCAGUGGCUGGGAUGCUUGGUUGGAUUGAAUUGAAUAUCAAAACCCUCCCGUGAAGUUGGCUUUGUUUCCAUAUACUUCAUAAAAAAGGGAAUUUUUUUUUAAAAAAAGCAGUGACGAUCAAGAUCCUGUUGAUUUGUGAUUUUCACUCUGCAUA